CAAACUGCGGAAGUUAGCAUAGCAGCUCACACUUCUAUUGGGCAACGUGCGAGAUUGAAGUGUUAGUUGUUGGCGUCGUUAAACUGUCUACACUAUACAACAUCAAAAUGUUGAAAGACUUGGUGAGGGAGCGACUAAUCGCGGCCGCCGACGAAAUAUUCCGACUGUUUGAAAAAACGAUAGCGUCGUACGAGGAGCAACUUCGUUGCGCGAGAGAGGAGACCGAGCGACGACGACAACUGGAAGCCGUUUGCAACACUCAAAUUGUGUUACGCGUCCAAGACGUCCAACAGCCAAUUUGUCGUCCGGAAGAACUUCCUCAUCAGUGGCAGUGCUCCAAUCUGAAGCAAGAGGAUCCGCAGCUCCCCCAUGUCAAAGAAGAAGAAGAAGAGGAGGCCGACGUCAGCAAGUUGCCAGCGACUGGUCUCUCUGUGAAGAGCGAAGAUGACGAAGACGAGCCCCCCAAGAUGUCACAGCUUUACCAUCACAGUCCUAGUGGAGACCACUGUAGAGGACCACAACCAGACAACGUCUUAGCUCCACUGUCAGACAGUAACGACAUGGAACAAACGUUAAGUGACGCAGACUGCCGAGGUGAUGACAAACGCGUUAAAUGUUUUGUUGAAGGCACAACUCUUGACAACAAGGAAGCUUUACAAAAGUGUAAAAAAAUUGUUACCUGCUUAGUUUGUGGUGAUAGGUUUACCAAACAACAUUUGAUUAGACACAUGAGAAUACACACGGGAGAGAAACCCUUUCAUUGCUCAGUUUGUAGUAAUCGGUUUACUAAAAAGUCAGCUUUGGUGAGACACAUGAGAAUACACACAGGAGAAAAACCAUUUAGUUGUUCAGUUUGUUGUAAAGCAUUCAGCGAAAAGUCCCAUAUGGUUAAACACAUGAAAAUACACACAGGAGAAAAACCCAUUAGUUGCUCAAUUUGUAAUAAUAGGUUUACUAAAAAGUCAACUUUGGUGAGACACAUGAGAAUACACACGGGAGAAAAACCUUUUAGUUGUUCAUUUUGCAGUAAAACAUUUGGCGGAAAGUCUGAUAUGGUUAAACACAUAAGAAUACAUACAGGAGAAAAACCCUUUAGUUGCUCAGUUUGCAGUAAAACAUUCAUUGAAAGGGGAAAUAUGAUGAAACACAUGAGAAUACACACAGGAGAAAAACUUUUUGUUUGCUCGUUGUGUAAUAAAACAUUCCGGCGACGGUCACAUCUGGAAUCACAUCUGAGAACGCACACAGGAGAAACACUUUAGUUGCUCAGUUUGUGGCGACGUUUUGCUCAUCUAAACUGUUUACCGGUAGUUGUACACAUGCGAACACACAACAAAGGGACAAUAAAAUAUUUUACAGUAGACCCUGCAACACCAUGGAUGGACACAUGAUUAUAUGUCGAUCCUGCUACAAUUCUGAAAACUUAAUCUGCUUUACUAAAUCAAAAUAAAGAUGAUGUGGAAAUAAACUAAUGCCCCUGUCAAUCAAACUGAAACAAGAAACGAAAUUGAUAAAACAUGAUGAAUUUUGUUGUAUGUGUAAAAAUGUAUCAUCAAUGUAACGUUACAUAGAUUGGUACAACUAUUUACAGAGUUGAAAAUUUUUUUUUCCAACAUUAAAUUGUUACACUUCACAAUUCACGUCCUCUUAGAGCUAACGGUUGUGAUUGGCUCUCUCUGGUCAUGAGCCAUUCUGCUGUAGUCGCAAACAUGACAUAUUUUUCCAAAUAUGACCUCAAAGCGCCACCUCGUGGCGCAAUCUAUUAGUUUGCCUGUGGUUUUGAUAAGAUUGGACUCAUCGUUACACUUGAACACACAUUUCAUCUUUCUAAUUUUUGACUUUUUAUGAAACAUUCACUUAUCUGGGUCGUAAAAUGAAGCGAUAUUGUCAAAAUUGUCCAAAUUUGUCAUUAGGUCAACACGGUAUCAUGUUUUCCACAUGCUGUACACGUACAGUAUAGUGCAACAAACAAAUUUUUUUAAAUUAUGUAUUUACAUUUCAUGUUUUGUUAUCAGUUUAUUAUUUGUAUAAAGUACAAAUAUGGGGUUAAUUCCAAAAUAAUGAUCGAUAGUUUUCAUGCACUUAUUUUUAGAAGAAACAUCUUGAUGCAGUAAUUCAUGAGAAAAUGUUUGUAACGCCUUAGCAGAGCAUUGCUGUGGCUUAAGUAAAACAAGACGUUCAUUGACUUACGAUUUUGGAAAAAGUGAUCGGCAUGUUUGCCUGUUUUCUUUUGUUCGUGUGUUUGAGUAAGGAUUGCAGGGUACAAAAUCAGUUGUGCCUUCUUUCCCUGCUCGGUGAUGAUGCCUCUGAUUGUGGUGCAACUUGAGCAGCUUUUACGGGUUGAAUCUUUUAUGAAUCUCAUAAGUGGACGAGCAGCUCACGCGGCCACGCCCGAGUCCUUCCCCUCUCUCAUGCUCACUCGCUUUUCCAAGGGGGACACAUGCAGAUGCACACAGGAGAAAAAUACACUUUUUUUGUACAGUUUGCGGUAAAACAUUCAUGGGAAAGUCAAAUAUGGUUAAGCACACAAGAAUAUACACAGGAUCUGGGAUCGCGGGUGUGCUGGCGCCUAUCCCAGCUGAUUCAACUCGGCUUUUCAUUUGAACACGUUUAACAGUAACCCGGUACUACAAAGGAAAUGAGAAGUGAACAAUUUCACUAUAGUGUGACAACAUUGAUCCUGCCGUGCUUGGCAUUAUUCUUCUUUUAUGUUUCUAUUAUUCUAGUUUAUGUUUCCAUAACCCCUGUUUUGUAGUAUUUGUACCAUAA
This is a messenger RNA of Phycodurus eques (leafy seadragon), 2769 nucleotides long. Its product is annotated as gastrula zinc finger protein XlCGF8.2DB-like. Gene Ontology annotation, cellular component: PcG protein complex; transcription regulator complex. The transcript has 2 exons. Gene Ontology annotation, biological process: regulation of transcription by RNA polymerase II. The record is from RefSeq and is a predicted model, not a curated record. Gene Ontology annotation, molecular function: DNA-binding transcription factor activity, RNA polymerase II-specific; RNA polymerase II cis-regulatory region sequence-specific DNA binding. NCBI's taxonomy places the organism in Eukaryota, Metazoa, Chordata, Actinopteri, Syngnathiformes, Syngnathidae. The coding region runs from base 108 to 1262 and encodes 384 amino acids.